AUUAGUAUUCUCAAACAAAUGAAAUUCAAUGAAUCGAUUAUGCUAGUGUGCUAUUGAAUGUGUAUCUAUUUGUAUAAAAUUGCAUCGAAAGUGUUGAAGACAUAUUUCAACUAAAUGACAACUCUGUCGCGCAUUGAACAAUAAUACUGCAAAGCAAUAGACAGCAACAAAGACAAAUAAUUAUAAUGCAACAACCGCGAUUAUUUCUAAUUCACAAAUUAAUCUCGCAAUAUGCAUCGGCAUUGCAUGCACCGAGAUACCCUAGAAUACCAACAGUGUCCAGCCAAAUCCAGCAGCAACAAGAGUCACAUCAUUUGGCAUUUAGCCGUUAUCUUACACAAGCGGCAAGUACAAAGCACGAUGGGCAAAAACCAAACAAGACGCAGCAAAAAAUCACGCUGAUAGCACAGAACCAGACCAUGAGUGUCACCACCUUGGAUGAAGCCCAGAAGCUCGCCAAGCGGCGAGAUUUGCAUUUGCUGCGUCUCAAUCAGACCGAUGCCAAGACUGGACGAGCCAUAUUUCGCUUGGUUACUGCUGCCGAAAUGUUAGCAGAUGACCGAGAUGCUAAAGGCGCUGCAAAGUCAUCUGCCGAAAAGGGCAAGAAGGCUGAGAAAUCCUUAACAAUCGGCGCGAGGAUAACCGAACAUGAUCUCGCUUCCAGACUGAAGAACAUCAUAAAGUGGCUGAACAAGCAACACGAGGUGCGCAUCCUGAUACAAGGCAACUCAAGUGGUGCCGACGAUGGCAACGCAGAGCGCAUUGUCAAGUCAAUUGAGGCAACCAUCAAAGAACCCAAUGUCAUUGGCAAGAUUGUGCAGAAACGCCAAAAGGGAGGAUUCAUAAAAUUCAGCAUAAUACCUGUUGCAACUGCAUCAACCACAGCUUCGACUGCAAGUCCUCCAAAUGUCAGUCCAUUGUGACAACCAAAGCUUCCUCGGAUCACUGCAUUGCAUCUACUGCUCGCUCAUAGCUUCUCAACCAUGCAACAAGAACAAGACCAGCCCGCAGAUCCCAAAAAGCCAAUCGUAGUUGCCGCUGCGUCGGUUUUUUUAUUGAUUACUCUGAAAUACGUGUUCUGGUUUCGAGCCUAUAAAAAACCAGAACCGACAACAAACAACCGCAUAUAGCAACAAU
Messenger RNA from Drosophila albomicans, 1137 nucleotides. It is a transcript of the gene mIF3, whose product is annotated as translation initiation factor IF-3, mitochondrial. Gene Ontology annotation, biological process: mitochondrial translational initiation; ribosome disassembly. Gene Ontology annotation, molecular function: ribosome binding; translation initiation factor activity. Lineage: Eukaryota; Metazoa; Arthropoda; Insecta; Diptera; Drosophilidae. Gene Ontology annotation, cellular component: mitochondrion. The record is from RefSeq and is a predicted model, not a curated record.